AGGCUAAGAGGAGUUACGUGGUCUGUCCAAAGCCAUUCAGCUCAUCAGUGGUGCAGGCAGGCAUAUCACUCUGGGUCUUAACCAGAAACAGGUGGCAAAGUUGAAGGAAGAUAAUUCAGGAAGGGGUUGUUUGUUUUACAAGGGAUUACCAAAUGAGGGUGCAAAGUGGGGGACCAUGACAAAUAGUGCAGGAAACUGGGGCUAGUAGUAGCUGAGCUGUACCACCCCUAGAAUCAAAGUAUCCAGAGAGAGUAGCUCCCAGACCCUGCACCCUGCAAGGAGAUAGCUGUGGGUGUGGAAGCUGUCUUGAAAGGAAUAGUGAUCCUCAGUGUGAGGACACAGCUGAAACCAACUCAUUCAACUCUCUUUCUCCCAUGUGUCUCCAAUCAGGGCUCCCAUUGGCCAAACUAAUGCAACAGGAAGCCAGAAGGCAGAGAGCUGGGUGGUAAGGGGUGGAGGGUGUGAUCAACCAAAGCAAAUAGAAAAUAGCAGGACUUGGGGCUUCCAUCCUGGGUCGUGACUCCAAACCUUAGAGUGCCAUCAAGAAGGGGUUGCUUAGCCUAAGGCCCUGACGUGAUGAAGUACACAUCGAGACCUGAGGAGAAGCCCAGCUGAGCUCCCAAGUCGUGGGCACCAGCAGGAGGAGCACAUCCCUGUGAGCCUCUAAGGAGGAUUUUCUGAAGAAUCAAAGGGCAUAAAGUUAUUGACAGCAAAGGUGUUUUAGCCAACUGACCUCUGCUCCUGGACAGACAGAACUAAAGCAACAAUCCAGGAUAGUGAUUCCUUCUGCCAUCAGAUGUCAUUCUGCUUGACUGAACUGCACCUGUGGUCUUUGAAGAAUACCUUACACAUUGGCGAUAGAGACAUUGGAAUCUACCAAUAUUAUGACAAGAAAGAACCAUCAGCAACAGAUCAUGGUAACUUAGAAGAAAAGCAGAGGCUGGCAGAAUCACGAGAUUUUCCAUGGAUGCUCAAAAACAGACGCCCAGAAAAACUUCGAGACUCACUCAAGGAGUUGGAGGAGCUGAUGCAAAACAGUCCGUGUGUGCUGAGCAAAUGGAAGAACAAAUACGUCUGUCAGCUCCUCUUUGGUUCAGGUGUGCUGGUGUCCCUAAGCCUUUCUGGGCCGCAGCUGGAGAAAGUGGUGAUUGACAGAAGCCUGGUGGGGAAGCUCAUCUCAGACACCAUCAGUGAUGCUCUUCUCACAGACAGCUUCAUCAUCUUAUCAUUUUUGGCACAAAACAAACUAUGUUUUAUUCAGUUUGCCAAGAAGAUGAGCUCUCCUGAUAUAAACAAAAGACUGGAAAAGCUCUCAGCCUUGGAUUAUAAGAUUUCCUAUUAUGAAAUCCCUGGCCCAGUAAAUAGGACAACACAGCGUCGUCUAGCUAUCAAUUGUGUUCAAGAUAGAGUUGUUUGCUGGUGGCCACUGGUCAGUGAUGAUGCUUGGCCUUGGACCCCCAUUUCUUCUGAGAAGGAUAGAGCCAAUCUGCUGCUCCUGAGUUAUGCUCAAGGAAAGCUGGAGGUUCUGAGUUCUGUACGCACAGAAUGGGAUCCACUGGAUGUUCGCUUUGACACCAAACAUCCUAAUCAAGUGUUGACAGUGGAGUGCUCCAUCAGUGUAGACAAAGAGCCCAUGGCUGACAGCUGCGUCUAUGAAUGUGUUCGGAACAAAAUCCAGUGUGUAUCAGUCACCAGAAUACCACUUAAGUCAAAGGCCAUUAGUUGUUGCAGGAAUGCUGCUGAAGACAAACUGAUCCUGGGCUGUGAAGAUUCUUCAGUAAUUCUUUAUGAAACUCACCGUAGAGUGACUCUCUUAGCUCAGGCUGAACUUCUGCCUUCCUUAAUAAGCUGCCACCCCAGUGGGGCCAUUCUGCUAGUCGGCAGUAACCAAGGGGAGCUGCAAAUAUUUGAUAUGGCUCUUUCUCCUAUUAACAUCCAGCUUUUGGCUGAAGACAACUCACCUAGGGAGACUCUACAAUUCAAACAAUUCUUUGAUGUUUCCAGCAGUCUUGUUCAAAUGCAGUGGAUAGCGCCUCAGGUUGUUUCUAAGAAGCCUGAAAGUGGGGACAUCUGUAAUCUCCUCUUCCUCAGGUUUGACAGAGGACCAUUGGGUGUACUGCUGUUUAAACUUGGCAUCUUCACACAAGGACACCUGGGUCAGGUAGACAUCAUCUUCCAGUAUAUUCACUGUGACGAGAUCUAUGAGGCAAUAAACAUCCUGAGUGGUAUGAACUGGGACACUCUGGGCCAUGAGUGCUUUAUCAGCAUGUGUGCCAUUGUAAACCAUCUUCUUAGACAAAAGCUCACGCCAGAGAGAGAAGCACAGCUUGAGGCAAGCCUUGGAACCUUCUAUGCUCCAACAAGACCACUCCUGGAUACGACCAUAUUAGAAUACAGAGACCAAAUCAGCAAAUAUGCAAGGAGAUUCUUCCACCACUUACUCAGGUACCAAAGAUUUGAAAAGGCAUUUCUGUUAGCUGUUGACAUUGGUGCUCGUGACCUGUUUAUGGUUCUUAUUUUAUAAGAUCUUUUGCCACAAUGAGAUCAGAUAAACAAAGAUGGGGUUCCUGAUUUUCAGCACAUUCUGCUCCAUAGAAAUUCCACUGCUGUCAGAAAAUCUGGAAAACAACAAAAACUUUGAGAAGGCUCUUUUAUCUGAAUCUUCUGUGCAGUGAAGACAUUGUGUACUUUAAGCUUUGAUGCUUUAGAUGUUAAUAUGGGUUCAUAUAUUAGUUUAUCUUGUCUUUGAAAUGAGUUUGCUGUUUAAAUUCUAAUUUCGCAUCACUUAAUUAAACUGUGCUUUGUGCAUUCAUUGAUCAUGGGAAAAAAAUCGAAUUACUUCAAAUGUAUGAACCUUUUGUUAUUUGUUGGUUGUCUGUAUUUUGUUAGGUCACAUUGAUCAGGCAUAUUAAUAUAUUAAGGGAACAUUUUAUUAUUUUCACCAAAGUCUAUGCAUUCAUACAUCACAGUGUCAGAAAUUUAAUUACAACACUUCUUAGAUUUUUCUGACCCAAGUGACGUUGUCACUUUAUUUCCUCCUCACUUCUGCCACUACUCAGCAAUAAAGGUAGAUUUUCUUCCUAUUUCCUUAUUUUUUUAUGUCUGUAGUCCCAGCCUUCUUUCUAGCCAAAAUAAC
Bubalus bubalis (water buffalo) is the source of this 3136-nucleotide messenger RNA. RefSeq names its product WD repeat containing planar cell polarity effector (gene WDPCP). Gene Ontology annotation, biological process: cilium organization; establishment of protein localization; nervous system development. Gene Ontology annotation, cellular component: axonemal basal plate. NCBI's taxonomy places the organism in Eukaryota, Metazoa, Chordata, Mammalia, Artiodactyla, Bovidae. Gene Ontology annotation, molecular function: protein binding. The transcript has 15 exons. The coding region runs from base 797 to 2524 and encodes 575 amino acids. The record is from RefSeq and is a predicted model, not a curated record.